AUGCUGGGCGGGCGCCGCAGCCCAAGCUGCAAACAUUAUACGCAACUCACCGCCAUGAGGACAGCAGCAGCUUUCGUUUCCCUUUGGGGCCUCGCCUGCCAGCAGCAUGUGUGUGGUUUCGUAGUGAACACCCCGGCGCUCAGACAAAGGAGCUCACAGGGCGCCGCUGCGCGAGCAACUUCAGCUCUCAGCAUGAAGGCCGGCCCAAACCCCAAGACGUGGUACCCGCACUCGGUGUCCAUGAUGCCCAACCCUGACGACCCGCCGGAGGUUGACCCUCGCCGCAAGGACCCUGACCGGCCGGCUGAGGCACCCCCGGUGCGCAUGCCCGUGGUGGACGUGGGGGGCAGCCAGAUGGACGUUAUCUCGAGGCUGCUCAAGGAUCGCAUCCUUCUCUUGGGGCAACAGGUGAACGACGAGGUCGCGAACGUGCUGGUGGCGCAGCUGCUGUACCUCGCCAACGACGACCCCGACAAGGACAUCACCCUCUACAUCAACUCCCCGGGGGGCUCCGUAUCUGCGGGCAUGGCCAUCUACGACGCGAUGCAGUACGUGCCGUGCGAUGUGUCUACCGUGUGCUUCGGCACGGCGGCGUCUAUGGGGGCCUUCCUUUUGGGCGCGGGGGCUAAGGGCAAGCGCCGAUCGUUGCCGAACGCGCGCAUCAUGAUUCACCAGCCCCUGGGAGGGGCUCAGGGGCAGGCGGCGGACAUCGAGAUCCAAGCUAAGGAGAUCCUGUUCAUCCGCUCGCUCCUCAACUCCUACAUGGCGGAGUACUGCGACCAGCCCGCCGACAAGAUUCAGGAUGACUGCGACCGCGACUUCUUCAUGACCCCCGAAGAGGCUAUGGACUACGGGCUCAUCGAUGAGGUGGUGACCACCAAGACCAGCCACAUACCAAAGCCAGCGAUGCCCAGCCUGGAGGAGGUCUUCUAAGCUUAUUUUUUUUGCGCUCGUUGGGCACGCAUUUUUGUUUUAGAGGGUUUUUGUUUCCUGUCGCAGCCAGGCCAUGCGGCCAGCCGUUUGUUUGACCAAUGGCGAUGGUUGAUUUGGACGUGUUUGCGUCGUUUUCUGCUCAAGCGGAGGCUGGUCAUCAUGGCCUCCGGCUGAUCAGCCCACGCCGAAAGAGUAGCGGUGAAUUUCGAAGACACCCAUCGGCAACCUGGGACAUGACAGCUGCCACUGUGGUGCGGGCCAUAUGCUUGGCUUGGACAAGUCGACCCGUCUAUGUAUCGCGAGAUUCUUUGUUGUCAAGGCAUCGCCUCUGCACUUGGCCCCGAGAUGACGGUAUUUCAGUUUUGUUCGGCGAGCCUUGUUGUUGGUUGGUAGCUGGCGUGAAUGUUCUUGAUGGAUACCCGGAUAAUAACCCGGCCACUUUCUGGCUGGGGUGGCGGGGGAUACCGAGGCUAAAACCUUGAAAAUGUUCGGGAACGGUGGGUAGUGCGAAGCGGCAAUGACGAGGACCCACGGCAGCCUGGCUUAUGAUCGGCACGGACAGAAAAAUGGCGACCUCGUGCUUGCGAACAAGAUCGGGUCUCCUCGGAACUGACGAGGAUGUUGUAUGGCCUUCUGCUAGUUGUCAACGUCCACUCUCACUUUCAAACUUGCUGAGACGGACGAGCGCACACCCCCCUCUCGACGUUAAGAGAUGGUCAGCAGAGGCGACGGGGGUUGAUCGACCGCACCUAAGAUUUCCUCCCAAAGAAUUGUUUGCUUGCGUCUUUCUCAAUACUUUGCCAAAC
Messenger RNA from Ectocarpus sp. CCAP 1310/34, 1739 nucleotides. The record is from the annotation of a GenBank genome assembly. NCBI's taxonomy places the organism in Eukaryota, Phaeophyceae, Ectocarpales, Ectocarpaceae.